Oldenlandia corymbosa var. corymbosa is the source of this 2130-nucleotide messenger RNA. Lineage: Eukaryota; Viridiplantae; Streptophyta; Magnoliopsida; Gentianales; Rubiaceae. The record is from the annotation of a GenBank genome assembly.
AUGCCCUUAGAAAUACGUCAUAUUUUCCACCUUGAUCAGCCUCUCAAACUGCUACCUAAGCCCCCUUCUCAUUACCAAUACAAUCAGUUCACUUGUGAUGCUUGUCGCCAGAAUGGGACUGGGUUUGUUUACAAUUGCUCCAAGUGUUCGUUUGAUCUUCAUGUUGAUUGUACUUCAUUGCCCGAAACUGUUAUUCGAAAGGAUUAUGAGCAUCCUCUGAAGCUACUUUACUCUAAUCCUUUUCGAAACACAGAGUUCAUAUUUAUAUGCAAUGUGUGUGGAGCUUCGGUAGACGAGAAUGCUUGGGUUUACUAUUGUCGUGAUUGUGAUUUUGGAACGAAUGUCGAAUGCGCUUACGUUGAAGUUCAACGCGGAGCUGAGAAUACUGAAGAAGGAUCAUUUCGUACUCUUGAGGAAGCCCAAGAAGCACUUCGAAUAAGAGCGGAAAUUAGGGAGUUUGCCCUUAAUGACAUUUGGGAUGAUAAAGUAUACAAAUACAGGGAAUAUAAUAUACAUGUAUCCAUUGCAAAUGGAGCUGCAGAAGUGAGAGCUUGUUAUUUGAAAGUAAUGGAGAACAAGCACUUUAGCCAUGUUCAUGGCCUGGUUUAUCACCAAACCCAACAAGGAGCCGACGUUCAAUGUUCCGGCUGCAAAUUUCCAGCUUCCGGCAACAUUUACGCUUGCUGGCAAUGCAGUUUUUUCCUUCACGAGCAAUGCUUUCAUGCAAGCCGAUCACUAAAACAUCCUUCCCACCCAACUCAUCCGUUACACUUAUCUCCAUAUCCAACUUAUCCCACAAAUUCUUUCUGUUGCGACUCUUGCAAUCUUGUCGGAAAUGGCUUUUGUUAUUGCUGUUCUGAAUGCGGAUUUGACCUUCACAUUCACUGUGCUUUAAAGUCCAAUCCAGUUCCUCCAUCCCUGCCUAAAAAUGCUUCCCUUAUUUCUCCCAACCCUGAUUUUUCGAAACUAAAUCUUGGAGAGAAUCAAGAUUAUAAUCCCCAACCUGCGAUUCCGGUGCAACAAACUCAGAAUAUUAAUCAUAUUGCUAACUUUCCUCCGCCUUAUCCCCCACCGGCAAUCGAAACAGGCGGCAACUAUCAAUCCAGCAACCAUCAUAGUAGUACUUACCCGAAUCCUCUGCCACCAAAUAACUCCCCUGUUUCCCAGAGCUAUCCUGGAUCAAUCCCACAAAAUCGUACCCCAAAUCCUCCUCUAAACAGCCCAUAUCCUCCAUCGGUUACCAGUCCAACAAAUUUUCCUAAUGGCUAUCCAGAAGUCAAUAUUAAACCACAUCCUACAACUGCGAGUUCUUCUGCCGGAUCUACUUUUCCGGCAACAAGUAUUACUAGCAGCCAAGAAAAAUUGCCUCCCAAUCCGGAGACAAGUGCUCCAAACGUGAAGGAGGUAAAACAUUUCAGCCAUCCACAUCUUCUGAAGUACAUUGAAAUUGCAAGAAGUGAUGAAAAAGUGUGUUCUGGCUGUGAGAACUAUCUUGUUGGCUCAGCUUACACCUGCAUUGAAACCGAAUGCAACUUUAACCUUCAUAAAUCCUGUUUCGAAUCGCCAUUAGAAAUUCGCCAUAGUUCCCACCCAGAUCAUCCCCUCAAACUUCUUGCUAAGCCCCCUUCUCAUUACUUCAACAAUCAGUUCACUUGUGACGGUUGUCUUCUCAAGGGGGCAGCAUUUGUCUACAAUUGCACCAAGUGUUCAUUUGACAUUCACGUGAAUUGUGUUUCGUUGCCCGAAAGCAUUAUCCGGCAAGAACAUGAGCAUCCCCUGAAGCUACUUUACUCUACUCCUGUUCUAAAUAAUGGUGUUUUUAUAUGCGGAUGUAUGUCGGGCUAAGAUGAAUCGAAAUAAUUGGGUGUAUCAUUGUCGUGAGUGUGAUUUUGGCGCUCAUCCGAGAUGCCCUCCAUUUGAUUAUCGGCAAGCAGCGCUUGAGAUUGAAGGAGCUGCCAUGGGUUAUAGGUUAAAAGCUCGAGCAAUGCAAACUUGCAUUGAUCUUAUUGAUGGAAGCCAUACAACAUACGAAUACAAAUACAAAUACAAAAAUGAUUACAUAUAAUCGCACUAUAGAAAAAGUUAGUGACGCGAUGCCUCUUUAUCAAAAUGAUUAUCCUGUUUAGUUUU